AUGGCGGCAACACCGGCCUGGGACAGGGAGGAAUCCCUCAUUUUCUUCCAGCAGCUGCUCUUCCUCCACGGCGUCCUCCUCGCCGCCUACUCCUGGUACGCGAACGGCGGCGCCGGGUGGUCGCGCGGCGCGGUCGCCGAAUGGGUGGACGCGGCCGCGCGCACGGUGUCGUGGCUGCUGCUCGCCGCGUACCUGCAGUUCGAUUUCGGGCGGCGUCAGCGGCGCCAGGAGCGGUUCCCCGCGCCGCUCAGGCUUUGGUGGGCGCUCUUCAUGCUGCUCUCCGUCGUCGCCGUCGGCGUUCACGCGGCGACGAGUCUGGACGGGUUCCUCGUGCCCGCUCGGUCGUGGGCGCUCGACGCAGUCUCUGUUACUGCAGCAGUGGUUCUACUCUCAGCUGGGUACUUCCUCGGAAGGAAGGAGGGAGAAGGACGCGGCCAUGCUUCCGAGAAGCAGGAGCCUCUGCUUAACGGCUCACACGAGGCGGCCGAUGACGACGACGAGAACAGCAGCAGCGCCUCCGACGCAUCCUUGUUCACUGGCGCCGUAUUUCUUAGCGUGCUCACCUUCUCUUGGAUGGGGCCCCUGCUCGGCGUGGGCCACAGGAAGACCCUCGUCCUGGAGGAUGUCCCGGGCCUCGAACCAGGCGACAGCGUUGCUGGCAUCCUCCCGCCCUUCAAGGCCAACCUUGAGGCGCUCACCCGCGACGUCAGGUCGAGCCGGAAGGUCGUCACUGCGUUCAAGCUCACCAAGGCCCUGUUGCGCACCCUAUGGUGGCACGUCGCGGUGACCGCGUUCUACACGCUGGUCUACUGCGUCGCCGCCUACGUCGGGCCGUACCUCAUAGACUCCCUGGUGCAGUACCUGUACCUCAGCAACGACGAGAGGUACGCGGGCAAGGGGCAGCUUCUCGUGCUCGCCUUCGUCGUGGCCAAGGUGCUCGAGUGCCUGUCGCAGCGGCACUUGUUCUUCCGGCUGCAGCAGGCCGGGAUACGCGCGCGGUCGGCGCUCGUCGCCGUCGUGUACCAGAAGAGCCUCGCGCUCUCCAGCCAGUCGAGGCGGAGCCGCACGAGCGGAGAGAUGAUCAACAUCGUCAGCGUCGACGCCGACCGCGUCGGCAUCUUCUCAUGGUACCUGCACGAGGAAUGCUUGCUUGUGGAUUUGGCUUCAAAAACAGUGGUUUAUGUCACUCAUCAGAUUGAAUUCCUACCUGCCGCCGAUCUCAUUCUUGUCAUGAAAGAUGGGAGAAUAGCACAGGCAGGAAAAUAUGACGAAAUACUAGGUUCAGGUGAAGAGCUCAUGGAGCUAGUUGGUGCCCACAAGGAGUCCCUAACAACACUAGAUGUGAUCGACGCCAUGAAUAAUGGAGGCAAUGUAUCCUCCUCCUCCUCUCCCAGUGGCAGAGAGAAGCCUAAUCUGUCCAGAUCACUGUCAUUAGCUGAGAAGAAACAUGAAGCCAACGAUGAUGAAGGGAAUGAUGCUCGGAGUGGGCAGUUGGUGCAGGAGGAAGAAAGGGAGAAAGGCAGGGUGGGGUUCUGGGUGUACUGGAAGUACCUCACGCUAGCUUACAAGGGUGCUCUAGUACCGUUGGUGUUGCUAGAACAGAUGCUUUUUCAAGUAAUUCAGAUUGCGAGCAAUUACUGGAUGGCUUGGGCUGCUCCGGUGUCAAAGGAUGUUGAGCCUCCGGCUUCAACCGAUCAAAGUGAAGUGGACACCAACAUUGCUGACCAGAUGGGCACUGUUGCAUUUUCCAUAAUUCAGCUUGUCGGGAUUAUUGUGGUGAUGUCUCAGGUUGCAUGGCAGGUCUUUGUUGUUUUCAUCCCUGUAUUUGCUGCCUGUGUCUGGUAUCAGCGAUACUACAUUGACACAGCUAGGGAGCUGCAAAGGCUAGUAGGAGUUUGUUAUGCUCCUAUCAUACAACAUUUUGCUGAAUCAAUAGCAGGGUCAAGUACCAUUAGAAGCUUCGGCAAGGGAAAUCAAUUUGUGUCAACUAACAGCCGUCUAACAGAUGCCUACUCUCGGCCCAAAUUCUACAACGCUGGAGCAAGGGAGUGGCUUUGCUUUCGUCUGGAUGUGCUGUCAUCUCUUGUAUUUGCCUUUUCUUUGAUCUUUUUGAUCAAUCUACCGACCGGUCUCAUCGAUCCAGGUAUUGCUGGUCUUGCUAUCACAUACGGGCUUAGUCUGAACACGUUGCAAGCACAGGUUGUCUGGAGUAUGUGCACUUUGGAGAACAAGAUUAUAUCAGUGGAGAGAAUUCUACAGUACAUAAGCAUUCCUACAGAACCCCCGCUUGUCAUGUCAGAAAAUAAGUUGGCUCAUAACUGGCCAACAAAUAGAGAAAUUCAGCUCCAUAAUCUCCAUGUGAAAUAUGCACCACAGUUGCCAUUUGUUCUGAAGGGCCUUACAGUCACUUUUCCGGGUGGCAUGAAGACCGGUAUAGUUGGAAGAACAGGAAGUGGCAAAUCAACCCUCAUUCAGUCCCUCUUCCGUAUCGUGGACCCUACUGUCGGUCAGAUACUGAUAGAUGGCGUCGACAUCUGCACAAUUGGACUGCAUGAUAUGAGAUCCAGAUUGAGCAUCAUUCCACAAGAGCCGACGAUGUUCGAAGGAACUGUCAGAAGCAACCUUGAUCCUCUUGGGGAGUACUCUGAUGAUCAAAUCUGGGAGGCUUUGGAUUGCUGUCAGCUAGGGGAUGAAGUUAGGAAGCAGGAGCUGAAGCUUGACUCACCAGUGAUAGAGAAUGGCGAGAACUGGAGCGUGGGCCAGCGUCAGCUCGUGUGUCUUGGUAGGGUGAUUCUGAAACAGAGCAAGGUUCUUGUUCUGGACGAAGCCACUGCUUCAGUGGAUACUGCAACCGACAACUUGAUCCAGAGAACACUGAGGCAGCAGUUUAAAGAGACGACCGUCAUUACGAUAGUGCACAGGAUCUCGUCCGUUCUUGACAGCGACAUGGUGCUGCUCCUUGACAAUGGCGUGGCCGUCGAGCACGACAGGCCCAACAAAUUGCUGGAGGAUAAGUCGUCUCUGUUCUCAAAGCUCGUAGCAAAAUACACCAUGCGGGCGGCGCAUACAUAA
Miscanthus lutarioriparius is the source of this 3072-nucleotide messenger RNA. The record is from the annotation of a GenBank genome assembly. NCBI's taxonomy places the organism in Eukaryota, Viridiplantae, Streptophyta, Magnoliopsida, Poales, Poaceae.